CUCCGGUGUUACGUCACUCACCUGUCAUGGCUGCUCCCGUGGCGCUCAUUCAGGGAGCCAGCAGAGGACUGGGGCUUGAGUUCUGCAGACAUAUCCUGAGAAACAAAACCCCCGCUGCUGUCAUAGCGACAUGUCGAAACCCGGACGGAGCGGCCGAGCUGCGGGGCCUGGCCGGGCAACACCCGGGCAGACUGACGGUCCUCCAGCUGGACGUGAACCGGGAGGAGGACAUCCGUGGAGCUGCGGAUCGGGUCAAGGAGAGCUUCGGUAGGCUGGAUCUGAUCGUCAACUCCUCGGCGAUGCUUCAUCCCUCCGGUAAAGGAGAGACCAGCCUGAGAGAUGUGUCUGCUCAGGGCAUCAUUUCCACCUUGACGACCAACACAGUGGGCCCCCUGGUCAUGGCCAAGUAUUUCGCCCCCCUCCUUCAGAAGGGCGGAGGGAGUUUCGGUCAGCAGCCCGCAGAGAAAGCCAAGCAGCACAGUGGCAUCAUCGUCAACAUCACCGCCAAAGUGGGAUCUAUUGGCGACAACGGUCUUGGUGGCUGGUACAGCUACAGAAUGUCUAAAGCAGCUCUCAACAUGGCUACCAGGAACCUGUCCAUAGAGCUGGGCCGCAGUCGACCCAAGGUGGUGUGUGUGUGCUUACAUCCAGGAACAGUCAACACAGACCUCUCCCGGCCGUAUCACAAGAACGUGCCAAAAGGCAAGCUGUUCAGUGCCGAACACUCUGUGACCUGUCUGAUGAGCAUCAUAGACUCUCUGAAUAUGGAAAAGACUGGCAGGGCAUACAGCUGGGAUGGGACUGAACUUCCUUGGUAGAAACAAUAAAUGGACAGAGAGAGAGGUUAAUUUACUGACCUCUGCUCUUGACGGAGCGUGCAAUGAGCUGGACUUUACACUGAAAGGAGGUUCUCAAGGUGGAGUGACAGUCUAAACAGUCAAAAACAAACCUCUUUCACUACCUCACAACCAGCCAAAGUGCUUAAAUCACCUCUAAUGUUUAUGACGUUAAUAAUGCCAUCACAUAAAGUCCUCAUGUGGCUUUAAUGCGGUUGUAAUUAUACUCAUGAUCUAAUGCAGAACAGUGUGUUUCCCUCUGCUCCAGUCUUUGGGGCAAGCUAAGCCAAACAUCUGCUAGCUUGUAGCUUCUUGACAGACAGAUGUGAGGGUGCUACUGAUCUUCAGGGUUGGGGAGUAAUGGAAUACAAGUAACUGUUUCCUUGAGUGUGAUGCCUAAAAGCAAUUUCAGAUACUCCUGUUUGUGUUUCGUGCCUUAUUGUUUAAUAAAAUCAGUGUUUGUCAUGGCAUUAGACAGCUGA
This is a messenger RNA of Epinephelus lanceolatus (giant grouper), 1318 nucleotides long. Its product is annotated as C-signal. The record is from RefSeq and is a predicted model, not a curated record. NCBI's taxonomy places the organism in Eukaryota, Metazoa, Chordata, Actinopteri, Perciformes, Serranidae. Gene Ontology annotation, molecular function: oxidoreductase activity. Gene Ontology annotation, cellular component: cytoplasm.